ACCAGGGUGGGAUAUUUGAUGAAUGAAGUCCGUUGUCGCUACACCUCGCUACAGCAACAUUUUUAUUUCACAAAGGAACGAUCUGAAGAUAUUAUCCUAGAACUGGUUUUCAUUCGAAGAAAGCAGCAAGUCACAAUAAGCAUGAAGAGAUAGCAAGCACCUUCUAGUCCAAAGAAGUAACAAGCAGUUAAUAACGCCAUAGUCAACAUGAGCACAGCGGCGGCCAUUAAGCCCCAGGGGACCAAUGGCGGUAUCCCUGGUGCCCUGGCGCCUAGCCACGAGCUCACAGAUGAGAUUUUGAGCGAUGAGGAAGGAAAGGUGGACUUGACUGUGGUGCUACCUGGAGGACAGCAAAAUGAGAUGACAGUGGACUCCCACAUUCCUGUAAUGGACUUCCUCGUGCAGGCUGCAAAGGCCAAUAAGCUCAGCCCUACAAGUCAUGUGAUACAAAUUUUCAAUGACGAUACAGGUCGUCCCAUUGAAUUCAAAGCUAGCCAGAGCAUUGGCUCCCUAGGCACAACCAGAAUUUACCUGGUAUCCAAGAAGGAUCUGAAUAAAAAGAAAAACUACAACUUUGAGGCGCACAGAAGAACUCCUGGCAAUGUGCCAAUGGUUACCAUACGACUGACAGUGAACUUGCCAGGAAAACAGAAACAUGUUUCCAGAGUCAACCCAAACAAAACACUGGCAGAGAUAUACAAACAGGUUUGCGAUGAGAAAAACAUGGAUGCCACACGAUAUGACUUUCGACUUAUCAACGAGCCAGAUAGACAGUUGGAUAUGUCUACUAAACUGAGUGACUACCCCAAAACAAAUGAGAUCAAUCUCAUUACUGUCAAAGCUCCCAAUUUUCGCAAGUCAACAACAGAUCUUAUAUAUGCUCAAAAGACUCUCAGUGCAAUGCAAAACCCUAGCUCCGGCACCCUCAUGCCUGAUGGGAAGGAGAAGAAGAAAAAGGGAUUUUUCUCUUUUAUGAAGAAGGAUAAAGCUAAAUUUAAGCCAGCUGAGGCUGGUAACAGUGCUCAAAAAACCUCCACUUCAUCACUCCCCCCUUCAAAUGGAACCCACUCAUCCCAGCAGUUACCCAGACAAACCGUAUCAACAUCGGUUUUAUCAACAGCCCCUCAGCACAUGCAGCCUGGCAGCUCAACCUCACUGCCGAGGCCUGGGAAGCCCCAUGCUAAAAAACGGGCUGCUCCAGCACCUCCACCACAACAGGUGGCUCCAUCUAGGGAGAUUCCAGUCAAGACAGAACCAACUGAAGAGAUUAAUAGUCUUUCACCUCUGCCAAACUUGCCAGUGACUAAUAAACUUCACUCCAGAAAUAGUUCAGACUCCAGUGGAUACCAUGAGUCGCCGUCUAGUCCUACAGAGUCACCAGAUUCACAUAGAGACAAGAUGAAGACGAGUUUAGAUGCAACAUCUCUGGAGAGCAAUGAUUUAGGUCCCGAACCAUCAUCCAUGGGAAGCCAUAGCAGUCCACAUCCUUCAGUGAAUACUUCCACAGAAACUCUCACAAACUCAAGACUCUCAGAGGAUGUGCCUGAUGCACGCACGCCUGAGAAGCCAUCGCCCACAAAAGGAACAGCAACUGCCAAGGGUGGCCGAAGAAAGGCACCUGCACCACCACCGCCACCUGGUGUGAAACCCUACAGACCGCCUAGUCAUAAAACCAAAGCUGCUCCAAAACCAGGAGUUAAAGUAAAAGCUAAUGGGGUAGUUUAUCGUGAAAAACCAGGUAAACCUCCAAGACCUCACACAAUUGUAGGUGGCGAUAUACAAGAAGAGCCCAAGUCAGCACCACGCCGUCCAUGUUCUUUUAUUGCUCCUCCACCCCCUGUGUCACCUCCCCCAGGGGAUUUGAAAACCCCAGAAAAUAUUGAAGAUUUUCUUCCAUUGGGACAAGGCAAUAUGGCGGUGGCGGGAAAAGGGAUUUUGCAUGUAAACACUGGUAUCGGCACUUCUCCUGUUGCUGAUGCUCAUAGUCGAAGUAACAGUGGAGAUGGAUCAGUGACUACACUAGAUGACAUUGGGAUGUGUUUCGAGGACACAAUCGCUGCUGCUGAAGAGGCAAUUCAACGCGAGGAUGACGAAGGGUACAAAAACGAGAUGGCUCAAUUUGUUGAAAAAAUGAGUGAGAUGACAGCUGAUAUUCACGAUGGAAAUAUUCCAGACGAUGAACCACUUUCCAGUCCUGAUAUUUCCCAACCAUCUGACCAAUCAGAAACAGGGACUUUUGUUCGACAUGGCGAUACUGAUUCUGAGUCAAGCUCAAUUAAAGAUGAUGUUCAUGAACUUCCUGAGACGGAGGAGAUGAAAGUUCCUUCUCAGAGAAUUAAAGUGGAAUACGAUGCUCCAUAUAUGGCAAUGGAGGACACAAUAAGCCAAUCAGAGGAGGUGCCUGAAUAUAUCUCACCUGAGCUAAAUACUGAAUCGAAUACCGAAGAUGACAAGCCUGUGGAAAUCCCUGUUCAGCACACAAGGAAUGAAGAUGAUGAAGAUGUCAAACCCAAACCAGUGAUUGAAAUCGAAACAUCUGAAAGUGAUGCUGAUUCAAUAAAAGAGGCCCAGAAAGAGGUCGACGCAGCAGAUAAAAAGAAAAAUAAAUCAAAAGCCCUUCUACAGGAAAUCUCUGGCAAUGUCAGUGGGAAGGCAAAAGAGACUGGAAAAGAAGACGAAAAUAUCAAAAAAUCCAAACCAGUAGACUACCCCCAGCAAGGUGAAGGAGAGGCAGACACCAUGCUAGAAGAGAAAUCCAUAUCUCAGAUUGCUCUCCCUGCAGUGAAAACCUCAGUUAAUAAAAAGCAAAAGGAAGAGCCUGCUAAGCAACCCAAUGUUGCUCAGCAUUCGGACCCUCUGAAAGCUGAGUUAGCACAAGCAGUCGUUAAAAAAGCUGAACCAAAACGAAGGGCAAACCAGGAUGACUUUGAAUACAAAAACCCAUGGAUUGGCCCGCGUAUGGGAAAAACUGAAUUCAUUGUGCCCAAAAGUGCCCCACGCAAAGCACCUGCUAGUCAGCCUGUCGUAAUUGACGCCCCACCACCAGUAGUCAAUAGUCAACCCAAAGUUAUUCAGCGCCGUAGCCUGCAGGAAAUAUACGGUAGCCAGGUGGCCGCCAUACCAGGACCAGUGCCUCCACCUGUUGAGGAAAAGACUGAGAAGUCAUCUGAAGAAGAGACCCAGAAGGAACAGGAGAAGGAUGCUGCCUCUGGAGAUAAUACCCCAUCAGAGACCCCGAAAGAAGAGUUUAUUAUUGAAAAAGAAGAUUAUUAUGUGAACAAGAUGCCAUCACCAGGGACAAUCCGUGCAGUUCCAGUCAAAGUAGAGACGGACAGCGAGCUGGAGACUACAGACAUGGACACCCCAGAUCCCAGCCCACGCCCCACCUCACCCUCUUUACUAGGGGGUGCUGAUGGCCUCAAGACAGAGAAAGAAUGGCUGCAGGAGGUAGAUAAAAAGUUAAGAGAACAACGACAGUUACAGGGACAGUAUGAACAGUUACAGCAACAGUUUGGACUAUGGCAAGCCCAGCUCAUGCAGAACCAGGCAAUCUUGGAAGAAAAGAAAAUAGUGCAGGCAGGAUCUCUUCAAGAACAGAUGCAGAUGCACCUGCAGAGGAUGGCAAUGUUACGUGAAAGCAUGGAAGUCUUUAGCAACGCUAUCUCAGAGUCAGAAAAGAUGGCGGCUGCAGCACGUGCGAGAGAACAAGGACAGGGGGCCCCAGCUUCAGAGACAGUUGCUGCCAGUGAAGCAAAAACAGUUGAAGCUGAGGCUACUGUCACAAAACCAAAGCUGGAGAGGUCCUCCAGUAUCACCAGCACUAUUCCCCGCGGCUAUGGAGCCAAGUUGGACCGCCAGUCUAGCUUUACACAAGUUCGAGACAUCAAGGCGGAAUUAGGGACUUCAGCUUCGUACAAUACACAGAAGUCACAGGAGGAUACUUCAAGGUCUGCAGCUCUCCCAAAACCAUACUCGUCUCCUCGGUCUUCCAUGAUAUCCACUGUACCCCCGCCUGUGGCGCCACCUGCUCCUGCGUCUGCCCCACCACCACCGCCUCCUCCGCCACCACCUUCCAACCAAGUGCCAAACGGCUCCAUCAAAUCAGCCGCUAACGGACCUGUGAAACCAACAUCCAAUGGACAGGCCAAACCACCAGCAUCCGACGACACCUUCAAACUGCCUGAUGCAUCUGAAAUGACAGCGCUGAAGGUCAACUUGAAACCAGCCAAUCAGAGGCCACCAUCGAAGCGUUUUGAACCCCAACUGGACCCCCAUGAGGAGCUUAUGAUCGCCAUUCGUAAUGCUGGAGGGCGUAAUAAUCUACGGAAGGUCACAGUGAAGGAGACACAUUGGAGCAAAAGCACUGCAGGGCCAUCUUAAUUGAAAAUAGCAGCAUGACAUCACUGGAUUUGUGACACAGGGAUUUCAAGCUGACAAGAAAAUUGCAUUGUGGAAAUAAAUUCUAACUGGCAAGAAAAAUGGCAUGAAAAUGUGUGUAAUUGAAGAUGUGAUUAAAAAUACUUCAGGAAGUUAUGUCAGAAAAUGCAUUAUUCAAGAUUUCACAGAAAGAAACAGGAAAUGCAUGAAAAGAUAUUAUAUUUGUUCACAUAACCCAUUAUACCAUUACUUUCUGACACAGUUGGUGGCUGAUUUUCCGUUGGAAGGAAGAUUUCUGGCUGUGGGAAUAUUGGCUUUGGCGAGGCAAUACUGGCCAGGUUAUUCUGCACGUCUUACUUCCAGUGUACAGGAACUGUGAAGGCCAAGAGACAAAACUUCAAUCUUUUUACUGGGAAACCGAGAACCAGGAAAAUGAUAUUCUGAGUAAUAUUGAGAGUAUGGAGAGUAAUAUCGUACCACAAUGACUAAACAUGCUGUCAGAAAUGAUAUUGCGCCACAAGGAGUAUAUAACUGUUCACCAGUUGUGCUUUGAAUUUGACGCUGUCAGCAUCCACUGGGUAUAUGUGAUAGUUAAACUGGGUUCCUAAUAUAAACUUCAUAUAAUAUGUAUGCAGUCGGAGACGUCAAAAACGUAAUAUAUAUAUAUAUAUCCAAUAUGGAUGCUACCAGUCAUGUGAUCUGAAAAAGUCAUGUGAUCUAUGGAAGUCAUUUGACACCUUCUAGGAAGGUGCACAACACCUCAUCUUUUUUCCUGCAAAAUCUUAUAUAUACAGAUUUUUCCCUCACCUCUUUAAUUAUAUCGUAUUAUAUUAAUUGAUAGUGGUCAGUUACCUAAAAGACUGAUUCAGAAUUGAUGUCUGAUUGUUGAGAUCUGAGAUGGGGAAAGGAGUGGAGUGAGAACAAAGAUGAUAUGUGAUAAUAUAGUGUAAUCUUCCAGUAGGACAUAGAUUGUAUUGUAUUGUAUUGUAUAUACUAUCUAUACCACAUAGGCCAGACUUAGUAAUAGUUGUCUUUUUCUCUUUCAAAGGAGUAAUCAAAAUACAUUGCUGUAUAUUAAUUGCAUGCAUCACAUAAAAGAUAUUGUGAGUCAGUAGUUUAUUAGACUCUCCUAUUUCCAAUUCAUGUACCAGUGGAUGAAGUAUGCCUUACCUUAUUCUAUAAAGGUGCUAAGAAAGAAUUGAAACAUAUCUAGGGCUAAAGGGUUGGGGGGAGGGGUCACCCAAUUUUGAAAUAUUUCAGUUGAUUUGUAUCUGUUUGAAAAUGGGGACUAAAUGUGAUGCAGAGAAUUGGUUGUGAUUUUAUGUGAGAUUGUGAACAGGAAAUUAGUUUAUCAACAGUAGAUCUUUAUAUAAUCUUUAUUUAUUUUUUUAAUCCGUGUUUUCAGCAAGGUUUACUUCUUCAGCAGAUAAGAUUUAGUGGUGAAAUAUUCAGACCCUUGUUCACUUUGAUCCAGUCUGUUGUUAUAAUCUAUAAAUGAAAUAACACCAGUGCCUUAUCUUUCAUACACUUAAUUAAUCCCCGUAAAUCAAACAAUUUUUAUAUGCUAUACUGGAUGUAGCAAGAUAAGUUGAUUUUAGAGACAUAUAUAAGAUGUGUUAGGUGUGAAAGAACUGGUUGUGACAUUGCGACAUAGUUGACACCUCCUCCCCCCCCCUCCCCCAACAACAGCUAGGCUAUUAAGGGGUCUUAUUUCUUUUGCACACUGUACUCUUAAAAGUACAUGCUUCAUUGUAAACUACAAAAUUGGUCACUGAAGAGUGCUGUUUAAAAGGUUUCAAACAGUGGAGAAACAGUUUUUCAGUUCAUAUACUGUGAGGUCCUUAGUAGAAAUUGUAUUUAAGAAGCUUCCAUUUUAUUGAUAAGAAUUUUUCAUUCCAAAAGUUAGAGAAAUUUGAAAUAAUUUAAUGUUUAAAUGUGUCAUUUUGUAAGAUAGAAUAUUUUUAAAUAUUGAUUUUGAUACAGAAACUCCCCUAACUGCCAUAAAAGCAGGGCUUACUAGAUAGAUAUUUGUAGGGUGCUGUAGAAAUUUACAAUCUAAUCUUUUUUUUUUUUUCACUUUUACAAAGAGUCAGAAAAAUUCCAUGCACGAGAUUGAAAGUCAAGGUUGUGAAGGGUCUUUUCUUGAGCAGAGCCACCUUGUGUUGAAGGCAUUAUUUGCCGUAUUUCCAUUGACAUGAGCAUCCAGAUAAAUUGUAUAUAUUAUAAAUAUAAUACAGAAAUUUCCGUUAUGUAUGUGUAUGUUAGUGCUAUGUACUAAUUUAUCUUAGCAUGUUGCUGUAACUGGUAGCUCUAGUUAGUCCUGAUAAUCGAUUAUAAAUUAUAUUUGUUUAUUUCAAUAUAACGAGUUAAUAACAAUGUGUAUAUAAUUAUGAAAAAUGUGAAAAGAAUUAAAUAAGGAACCCUAUAUUUCUCACUAAGUAGAAGUGAACGUCGGUGCAAGUUAACAUAGUUAUGACGCACAGUGACGUCACAAGUUGUAUAAAUCACACAAGAGACUGCACUGUUGCUUUAUGUAACGUUAGACUAUGAGAAUUCCGACAAAUAUUGUAUUAUCCCCAGGUUGUGGAACUAUGUAGCCUCAACAUAACUUAAAAUUGAUGGUAGACUAGAAAAUUAAAGGAGUUAUCAGUACAAGAUUUUGUUUGUAAAGGCUCGUUAUUUUAUUUAUUUAUUUAUUUGGCUUUUUCCCUUUAAUUGUUACCGAUAUUACCACCCGGCAAUCUAGAGCAAUGUAGUCCAUUAUCAGAGAGCAGAUGUGACGAUAUAAUCAUUUUUGGAAAGAAGGCAACAUUAAAAGAAUUCGAAUGUCACGACCAUGAGCAUUUAUAUGGUAUUUUUUUAAUGAGAUAAUAGUCCUCAACUAUGCAAACACGUGGUACAAGUAUAAAAAAAACGGUAUUCCUUUUGAUUGCAGCAGGAGGAAAACCUCAGAACUGGAAAUUCAUUCAUUUGUUGGGACAGAGUAGCACAAUUCAAGAUGGCGACUGUCACGUCUGAUACUCCUGUCACGUAGCAACUUCAAACGAGCCGCACGUUCAAAAGUAGAAAACGAUAGUUACAUAAGGGCAAAAAAAAGGAGGAGUUGAAUGAUUUAUCAAAUUUCAUGAUAGUCUACCAUUUGUAUGUAUAGUAACACUUAUUACCAUUAUAAUGUGAUAUUGCAUCGUAUUUUAUAUCAUUCUGUUAUACAUAAGACCCAUUAACUGUAACAUUGUUGGUUAUAUCAUUAAAUUGAAUAUAUUCGAAAAGAUUGUUGUUUC
Messenger RNA from Lingula anatina, 7658 nucleotides. RefSeq lists its product as uncharacterized. NCBI's taxonomy places the organism in Eukaryota, Metazoa, Brachiopoda, Lingulata, Lingulida, Lingulidae. The record is from RefSeq and is a predicted model, not a curated record. Gene Ontology annotation, molecular function: actin monomer binding.